This is a messenger RNA of Periconia digitata, 2034 nucleotides long. The record is from the annotation of a GenBank genome assembly. NCBI's taxonomy places the organism in Eukaryota, Fungi, Ascomycota, Dothideomycetes, Pleosporales, Periconiaceae.
ACAUCGAAAAUCCCACCUUUAAGCUGUAUCAACGGCACAUCACUCGCUGCUUGUUCAUUCUUUGAGACCAGGCUGUUGUCACCACUCGUUGUAUAUCUUCUCCAGAAUCGAUCGGACUGGAAUAGAACAAGUACAUUCGCCAUGCUGUUCAAACUCACUCAUCUGAGCCUUGGGCUUAUGAUCCUGAAUCGCUCUUACGCUCAGAGUGUUCGGGACAAGUACACUGUUCAGAUUCCCGAAAGCGAGAGGUUGGCACUAGAAGGCAUCGUUGAAGAUGACCCUGGUGAUCAAAUGAGUAUCAUGAAGGAUUGGGAGUCUCCGGAGUAUCCGUUGAUUUACCGCAAUCCUCUUCCAAUUCCUCCUGUUCUCGAGCCUAAGCUCAAAAUCACCAACCCUGUCACUGGGAAGGAGAUAUGGUAUUACGAGAUGGAAAUCAAACCUUUCACCCAAGCCGUCUAUCCUACUCUACGACCUGCACGUCUCGUAGGCUAUAACGGCAUAUCUCCUGGUCCAACGGUUAUGGUACCACGAGGAACCGAGUCUGUUAUUCGCUUCAUCAACAAUGCAGACAAGGAGAACUCAGUGCAUCUCCACGGAUCUCCAUCGCGCGCCCCCUUUGAUGGAUGGGCCGAUGACUUGACUUUCCCUGGGGAGUACAAGGACUAUUACUUCCCCAACAAUCAAGCUGCUCGAUUCCUGUGGUACCAUGAUCAUGCUGUUCACAUUACCGCGGAGAAUGCGAAUUUCGGCCAGGCCGGCGCCUACCUUAUCACUGAUAGCGCCGAAGAUGCCCUCGGUCUGCCGUCAGGUUAUGGCGAAUUCGACAUCCCACUCGUCCUGGCUUCCAAAUAUUACAAUGAAGACGGAACUCUCCAGAGUGUCCUCGGCGAAGAACAAUCAUCUUGGGGCGAUGUGAUUCAUGUCAACGGCCAGCCCUGGCCAUUCCUCAAUGUCCAACCCCGUAAAUACCGUCUGAGGUUUCUCAACGCUGCCUUGUCAAGGAACUUCGCGUUAUAUUUCGUCAAGUCAUCAGCACAGAACACCAGAAUUCCAUUCCAGGUCAUCGCGACUGACGCCGGACUGACCACACACCCAGUGCAGACUUCAGACCUCUACGUCUCAGUUGCCGAACGCUACGAAAUCGUUUUUGACUUCUCUGGUUUUGCUGGGCAAACUCUCGAGCUUAAGAAUUUCCCUCAGGCUAACGGUAUUGGAACGGAUGACGACUAUGAGCACACUGAUAAGGUCAUGCGAUUUGUUGUUAGCAGUGAUCCUGUCCAAGACGAUUCCAGGGUUCCUGAAGUCCUCCGAGCUCCCACCGCACCGCUUGAAACAAACUCUCCCGCCUCUACCGGUAUUGACCACCAUUUCCGUUUCCACCGCCACAACAGCGAGUGGCGUAUCAACGACGUCGGAUUUGCCGAUGAGAAGAACCGAAUCCUCGCCAAGGUCCCACGCGGAAAAAUCGAGAUCUGGGAACUUGAAAACGGCUCCGGAGGCUGGACCCACCCCAUCCACGUCCACCUAGUCGAUUUCAAAGUCCUCGAACGCUACGGCUCAGAGAGCACGCGCGGCGUCAUGCCGUACGAGGCCGCAGGCCUCAAAGAUGUCGUCUGGCUAGGUAGACACGAAACCGUUCUUGUCGAGGCCCACUACGCUCCAUGGGAUGGCGUUUACAUGUUCCAUUGCCACAAUCUCAUCCACGAGGACCACGAUAUGAUGGCCGCUUUCAACGUCACCCAGCUGUCGAACUGGGGCUACAACGAGACCGACUUCUCCGACCCCGAAGACCCUCGUUUCUCAGCCCGUCCGUACAACCGCGCGGACCUCACGGGUCGUGCUGGUCCUUUCACGGAGCAGGCUAUCGAAGAGACUGUGCGGGAUCUCGCGCUGUUGCAGCCUUAUAGCCAGCUUGAGGAGGUCGAGGAGCUUUUGGAGGAAGCGUGGCGCGAGAACCCGAAUCAGAAGCGCGAUGAAAGGUGUGAGCAACCUGCUGCGGGACCUAUUCCUCGAUACAGGAGGUUUGUGGUUUAA